Messenger RNA from Cicer arietinum (chickpea), 4125 nucleotides. Its product is annotated as protein CLT2, chloroplastic. The record is from RefSeq and is a predicted model, not a curated record. NCBI's taxonomy places the organism in Eukaryota, Viridiplantae, Streptophyta, Magnoliopsida, Fabales, Fabaceae.
AUUGAUUACUUUUUUACCUACCAAUUCUGGUUGCAAGUUGCAACAAGUAGUAGAAAGCAAAAUCAAGUGUUUUUCAUCAAUGGCAGCAGUUUAUUCAUCCUUCAUAUUACUUCAUACCUUCCCGUCCCGUUCUUCAUUCUCUCGAUUCCAUUUUCACAAUCUCAAACUCAACAACAACAACAAUCCAAUAUUCCCAAUGUCUUCAUCACUUCCUUUAAAAUCACCCUUUCAUUUAUUACCUUCCCAUGUCAACAAAUUCAACCGCACAAAUCGAACCGUUUUCAAAUUCCGCGCUUCAUCUUCUUCAUCGGGUUCCACCACUUUAACUAACCGAACCGUUUUAUUUACCUCCGUUAUUACCGUUACUUUAGCGGUUGCUAAUCGCGUUCUUUAUAAACUAGCUCUUAUUCCUAUGAGCAAUUACCCAUUUUUCCUCGCUCAGUUCACUACUUUUGGGUAUGUUGUUAUAUAUUUUAGCAUUUUGUAUAUCCGAUAUCAGUUAGGGAUAGUUACGAAUGAGAUGCUUGCGAUUCCGAAAUGGCGCUUUUUCAUCAUUGGAUUUUUGGAAGCUUUGGGAUUGGUAACUGGAAUGUUUGCUGGAGCAAUACUUCCUGGACCAGUCAUACCCAUAUUGAAUCAGACAUUUUUAGUUUGGCAGCUAAUGUUUUCCGCUCUAAUCCUGAGGAGAAGGUACUCAAUCAACCAAGUGGUUGGGUGUUUACUUGUAGGUGCUGGUGUUGUGGUGGCUAUUUCAAGUGGCUCUAAUGCAGGUCAGAUGCUCUCUGAAGUUGAGUUCUUUUGGCCAGCUUUGAUGAUAGUUUCUUGUGCCUUUCAAGCUGGGGCUUCGAUAAUCAAGGAAUUUGUUUUUCUUGAUUCUUCCACUCAAUUAAAGCAGAAGUCAUUGGAUAUAUUUGUGGUUAAUUCUUUUGGAUCUGGGUUUCAGGCUCUUUUCGUACUUCUCUUUCUUCCUUUACUCUCUAACUUGAAAGGAAUACCAUUUGUUCAACUUCCUUCAUAUCUUAAAAGUGGCGCAGGUUGCUUUCUAAACAUUGGAGCUGGUAAAGCAGCUCCAGAUUUUUGUCAAAGGAAAAGAGCUUUGUGGUCAUGUUAAUGGAAUCGAUUAUGCCCCUGAGAAAACACAGAAGGAUGCCUAUGCCAAAUGGGAAGUCAAAGAUGCCAAAGUCACGACAUUAAUCAUAGGUUCUGUUGAUCCUAAUACCGUUAUCAAUUUCCGACUUUUCGCUACCGCAGCGAAGAUGUGGGACUACUUGAAGAAUAUAUGCAGCCAAGACAACACUGCUCAGCGGUUCCAGCUUGAACAUGAAAUCACAAAUUUUCAACAAAAAAUUAUUUCCAUUUCUGAGUUUUAUUCUCAUUUUAUGAAUCUUUGGGCUGAAUACAUUGACAUUAUCUAUAAAAGUUUGUCAAGUGAAGGCCAAAUUACUGUGCAAAAAGUUCACGAGACUACCAAACAUAAAAAAUAUGAAAAAAGUGAGUCGAUCACUAGAACUACUGCAGUUUGUAAAAAAAAAAAAAGAGUUUGAAUUUAAACUCAAAUGAAACGCGGAUUGAUAAUCAAUCUUUGAUGAAAUUGAGAUUUGAUUUUGAGGGACUAAGGUCCAAUCUCAUGAACCGAGCUACUGCCCCAUCUUUGGAUACUUGUCUCAAUGAGAUGCUUCGUGAGGAACGUCUUCUCACUCAGACAACCAUGACAUAAGCGUCUUGGUCACCCAAACUCAAAUGUAUUUUAUGACUUAAUGAAAUAUGCAGUUUUUGGCAAUAAAAAUUAUGCAUCUCUUAGGGCUAUUCAAUUUAAUUGCAUUUAUUGUAAACUUGGUAAAAUUAAAAUUCUACCAUUUCCAAUUCAUCAAAGAAAUGUAAAUCAACCUUUUGGCAUGAUGCAUAAUGAUUUAUGGGGAAUAGCACCUGUUAUAUCUCAUGCUCGUUAUAAGUACUUUAUCACUUUUAUUGAUGACUAUAGUCGUUUCACAUGGGUUUAUUCUUUGUGCUCUAAGGCUGAAUCAUUUUCUGCAUUUAAAUUUUUUCAUGCCUACGUUAAGUCUCAAUUUUCAUCUACAAUUAAAAUUUUGCAUUCUAACAUUGGAGGGAAUAUACAGCUUCUUUAUUUCAGGAGUUCUUGUAGAAUGACAUUAUAUCACAAAGGUCAUGCCCUUUUAUACCCCCAACAAAACAGGGUAGCGGAAAGAAAAAACCGCCAUCCCCUUGAUGUUGUUCGUACUCUCAUGUUGGAUUCCCUUGUACCCUCUCGAUUCUGGUGUGAAGCUCUCUCCACCGUUGUCCAUCUUAUUAAUCAGUUGCCCUCUCAAGCCUUAAACAAUGAUUUCCCAUUUUAAGGCUAUAUGGACAACAACCAUCUUAUAGCAAUCUUCGUACCUUUGAUUGUGUGUUGUGUUCAUCUUUAGCCCCAAGAGCGCACCAAGCUCACAUCUCAAUCUGUUAAAUGUGUUUUUCUUGGUUAUCUAGCCACCAAAAAAGUUUUAUAUGCUAUGAUCCUAAUCUCAAUAGGAUUUGAGUUUCUAAAAAUGUUAUUUUUCAAAAGGAUGCAUAUUUUUUUCCGCUAACCAAGAUACUCAUUAUCCUACAUCCACAUCUAUUUUACCCCUAUUUUCUAACAAUUCUACAGGAGAACCAGCACCUAAGCCCUUUUUGGUGUACCAAAGAAGUCCAAAACCUCCACGGCCUCCUCCCGAUCAUUCUCUGCCUAUUGAUCCAGUACUUCAACAAGAGCCAACAACUUUAUGUCGCAGUACUCGCACUCGUAAUCCUCCAAAAAAGUAUGAUCCAUCUUCACCUUUUUUGUCGACAACAACUUUAGCUUCCGUUUCUAUCCCUUCCUUAUACUAACAUGCUAUGGAGCAUAAAUGUGGGCAAGAUGCUAUAGAGGCUAAACUUCUAGCACUAGAAGAGAAUCAAACAUGGGAUGUUGUUCCUUGUCCCUCAUCUGUUAAACCUCUUGGCAACAAAUUUAUAUUCACUAUAAAGCUUCGUUCAUGUGGAUCUACAGAUCGCUGUAAGGUUUGGUUAGUGGUUCCUGGAAAUAAGUAAGAAUUUGGCCUCAAUUAUGAUGAAACAUUUGCACUCGUGGCCAAAAUGACUACAGUACGCACUAUUCCAGUCAUUGUUGCAUCUAAAUCUUAGCAAAAACACCAGCUAGAUGUGAAGAACGUCUUUCUUCAUGGUGACCUCAAGGAGGAAUUUUACAUCAAACUUCCUACGGGUAUGACGUCCACUUUACCUAAUAAUGUUUGCAAACUAAAACAUUCUUUGUGUGGGUUAAAACAGACACCAAGAGUGUGGUUUGAGAAGUUUAGAACAACACUUCUUGGCUUUUCCUUCAUCCAAAGCAACUAUGAUCCAUCUCUAUUUACAGUGUUUAUGUGGAUGACAUUGUCAUCACCAGUUUAGAUCAAGAGGCAAUCAAUACAAUCCAACAACUGUUGCAUUGCACUUUCCACAUGAAAGAUCUUGGGCAGCUCACUUACAUGCUCAAAGAGUAUUUGGUUGCACAGGCUUCUUUCGGAACUUGGUUUCUCCCAAACAAAACCAACUCCAUUGCAUGCUAAUAAUACAAGUGCCAUACAAAUUGCAGCAAAUCCAGUAUACCAUGAAAUAAAGAAACACGUAGAAGUCAAUUGUCAUUCAAUUAAGGAAGCCUAUGACCACAAAGUUAUUACUUUGCCUCAUGUCUCAACAUCGGUUUAGUUGGCUGAUGUCCUCACCAAAUCAUUGCCACGUCAACGACAUAGUUUUCUAAUCAGCAAAUUGAUACUUAUAGACUCACCGACAUCAAUUUGAAGGGGGGUGUCAAUGGAAUUGACAGCUUUCAUAUUCAUUAAUUGUGCAGAUUUGAUGAUAUUUGUAAUUAUGUAAUUUUUCUCAUAAUUAAUUAGUCCAGCUGUAGAUUAACCGUUAUAGUAAGACUUAUAUCAUUCUGUAACAACAUUAUUUAAAGGAGAAUUCUCUAAUGGAAAUGACACAUUUUACCAAUCAAAAAUUCUGAGUCUGACAGAUAAUCUCCGGAGAAAGAUUCUCAAUUAGAGUUGAUUCACAUAAAUUACACACUUAAACAGAAAAAUAAAGACUGCACUGGACAAUUUACAAGGA